This is a messenger RNA of Aspergillus puulaauensis, 3486 nucleotides long. RefSeq lists its product as uncharacterized. The coding region runs from base 1 to 3486 and encodes 1161 amino acids. Gene Ontology annotation, cellular component: exon-exon junction complex; cytoplasm. The record is from RefSeq and is a predicted model, not a curated record. Gene Ontology annotation, molecular function: protein binding; RNA binding. Gene Ontology annotation, biological process: nuclear-transcribed mRNA catabolic process, nonsense-mediated decay. Lineage: Eukaryota; Fungi; Ascomycota; Eurotiomycetes; Eurotiales; Aspergillaceae. The transcript is spliced from 6 exons.
AUGGAUCGGCAGAGAAAGCGGGAAAUUCGCAAUCUUAACGAGCGAGUUUGGGCUGGCGAGAGUGAUGUAUUCCCUGUCAGCAAGUCUCUCGAUUCGUCCUUGAAAAAAAAUACAGCCUUCAUCAAGCGCCUUCGUACCGGGAUUAAUGCCGCCGCUCAGCAAACCCUGCUGACCGACAUUCGCACGCUGUCCCUCCAUAAGUACCUUUCGGAGAUCAUUUCGGCCUGCUAUGAGGGACUAUGCAAAUUAAAAACGCCGGGAGAAAUUGCCGCCGGUAUUGAAAUUGCCAGCGCCCUUCAUCAGCGAUUCGGUCCCGCGGAGUUUACGCGACAGAUUGGAUGGCUGCUAGGACGGGGUCUUAGCUCGCCGGAUAAAAGCCAGUUGAAGUCUCUCAGCCAAGAGCUGCGUGAGCGCGAGGAAAAAGAGCGUCUAUCUCGCCACCGAGUGUUGUUGAAGAUUGUGACGGAACUGUGGCUAGUCUGCGUACUGAGAACCCUUGAUGAUGUUGAACGACCGGAAGAUGUGGGCGCUAAGGGCAAGGAUGGCAACGUUGGCCUGAGCAAUAAAAUGACGGAUGGGGUAUCGAGAAGCAGAAACCCGACAGGCGAUAAGGAGCCGGAUCCAUUUCCCUUGGAGGUUCUGAAGGAUCUUCUUGGGCAUGAUCGUGAACAUUCUAAUCUGCCGCUGGCUGUGUUAUUUGCGAAGAGUUUUAACUGGGAUAUCUUGGGUGUCAAGGGCACUGAAGAGGGUAGGAAGACGGUUGAGGCUGACGGAGCGACGACUAGUACACCUGCCGAGACUCAGAAUGGUGUUGAGGGGGGAGAUGAGGCGGCGGCCGAGGAUGACGCACCGCUUACUCCGGAAAAGACCCAGCUUCGUUUCAAGAGUAUAUUGAACAGAUACCUGGAGGAUGUUAAGGCGCACGUUAUGCGUGACCAGAAAGCACUCACAGCACAGAGCCGCCGCAACGCCGAAGCCUACGUCAAGAGUGGUGAAAUAUUCGAGGAUCGACAGGCAAAUUUCGAGAGGCAAACCAAAUCACUGGAGAAGCUGGUUUCCAACACGCAGGUUCUCUGCGAGAUUCUGGGAGUGGAAAUGCCCGCCUUGGCUGAACAGGAAGCUUCGGAUCCCGCGUCAAGCGGCGGAAUUGGUUUGGUGAAAACUUCAGAAUACCUCCGGGGCCAAGGGGAAGGAGCUGGAAUCUGGGAGGAUGAAGAGGAGAGACGCUUUUACGAGAACCUUGUUGACAUGAAAGGCAAAGUCCCGGCUGUUCUGUUGGAUGAUGGCAAGAAGAAAAAACCCGAAACCGGAGAAUCGACUAAGAAGAAGGAAGGUGAAGCUGGCCCUGACUCAACCACAGAGAAUAGCGAGUCUCAAGCCCAGACUCCAGACGAAAAAGCCGCCGAAGCUGAUGAUCAGUCGAUGGCGAUUGCAAGUAAGACCGUCGGAGCCCAGGUGGAUGCGCUUUUGGCCAAGCUUCCCGAUUUGCAAACCAAAGAUCAAGUCGAUCAGCUGGCGCUGGAUUUCUGCUUCCUAAACUCGAAAGCGUCUAGGAACAGAUUGAUCAAGGCCGUUUCUGAUGUUCCAAAGGGUCGUAUCGAUCUUCUGCCUUUGUACUCGCGUCUUGUCGCAACACUCGGGCAAUAUAUGCAGGACAUACCUCAGGGUUUGACUACGUAUCUUGACGAAGAGUUUCGCAGUCUCCAGCGCCGGAAGUCCAAGGAGUUCCUCGGUCAAGUGCGAAUGAGUAAUAUUCGCUACCUUGCAGAGCUGACCAAAUUUGGAGUCGUGCCCGAGCAUAUCAUUUUCCACUGCUUCAAGGUCUCCCUGGAUGAUUUCUCGCGCAUGAACAUUGAGAUUAUCGGCCACCUUCUGGAGAACUGCGGGAGAUACCUGUUUCGGAACCCUGAUACAUAUCCGCGGAUGGCAUCCUUUUUGGAGACGCUCGGAAGAAAGAAGAUCGUUCAGCACCUAGGCCAGCAAGAGCGUAUGAUCAUCGAGAACGCCGUCUACUACGUUGACCCACCCCAGCGACCUGCGAUUCAGCAAAAGGAGAGGACCCCGAUGGAGUCUUAUAUUCGCAAACUUAUCUAUCUGGAUAUGAACAAGCGAAACUAUACCAAAGUCCUUAAGUCGAUCCGAAAGCUUCACUGGGAAGAGUUGGAAGUGGUCAAUAUCCUAGAGCGCGUUUUUAGCAAGCCGGCCAAGGUCAAAUACGGCAACAUCCACCUGCUUGCAAUUCUUGCCAGCGCUCUCUACCGGUAUCACCAGGGGUUUGUGAUCGGAGUUGUGGACAAUAUUCUGGAGCACAUCACCCUGGGACUUGAGCAGAAUGACUUCAAGUUCAAUCAGAAGCGCAUUGCGGAGGUUAAGUACCUAGCGGAGCUGUACAACUACAAGAUGAUUGACUCUCCUGUGAUAUUUGAUACACUGUAUCGUAUUAUCACAUUUGGUCAUGAAGGCGGCACCCCGAUGCCAGGAAAGAUAAACGUGCUGGACUUGCCGGAUGAUUUCUUCAGGAUACGUUUGACCUGCCAGCUCCUGGAUACAUGUGGCCAUUGUUUUGACCGGGGUUCUGCAAAGAAGAAGCUAGACUUUUUCUUGAAGUUCUUCCAGUAUUACGUCUGCACGAAAGAACCUCUGCCAAUGGACAUUGACUUCCUUGUCCAAGACACGUACUCCUUGACGCGCCCUCAAUGGAAUCUAGUUACCGAUCUUGAUGAAGCUAGUCGCAUUUUCGGCGAAGCGGUGGCCCAAAACUUCAAGCCUCAAGAAGAGAAGCCAGAGCCGGACGAGGAGUCCGAAGAUAGCGCAUCUGACGAGGACCUGGAGGAAGACGCAAUCCCAGAGGCCGAAGACGAUGCGGAGUCAAGUGAUGAGGCCGAUGUGACCCCAAAUGCCGAGCAGAACGACGACAGCGAGUCGGAAGAGGAACAGAUUUUCGUCACUCGUCAAGAAGAAGAGCGCGAUCCUGAGGCAGAAGCAGAGUUUGAUCGUGAAUUCGAGAAGAUGAUGGCAGAAAGUGUUGAGUCGAGGAAGUUUGAACGCAAGGCCAUAUUUGAUAUCCCACUACCUAUGAAGCGUGCUCCUCGUGAUACUGCUGUGGAUACUCCAGCUCCAGCUCCAGCUCCAGCCCCAGCCCCAGCCCCAGCUCCAGCCCCGGCCCCAGUCGAAACUCCGGCUCAACCGUCUGGCAACACAAUGGCAUUCUCUUUAAUGACCAAGAAAGGAAACAAGCAGCAGACCCGGACUAUCGAUUUGCCGUCCGACUCCACGUUUGCUGUGGCCAUGAGAAGCCAGCAACAGGCGGAUAGGGAGGAGCAGCAGCGAAUCAAGAACCUUGUUUUGAACUAUGAAAUGACCACUGAGGCUGAGAAUACCGAAGAAACCGUCGAGAAACGCUCCCCCGCUCGACUCGACAAAUCUGGCGCAAACCGGUCAGCUUUCCGCUCUCGCAAGCUCCAGCUCAGUGACGUCAAUUGGUAG